This is a messenger RNA of Arabidopsis lyrata subsp. lyrata, 354 nucleotides long. RefSeq lists its product as uncharacterized. Bases 97 to 354 code for a protein of 85 amino acids. The record is from RefSeq and is a predicted model, not a curated record. Lineage: Eukaryota; Viridiplantae; Streptophyta; Magnoliopsida; Brassicales; Brassicaceae. The transcript has a single exon.
UGAAUUAUGAUGAUGAUGGAUCGAAGAGUGCACAGAAAAUCUGUGAAUCUAGUUUAUACGCAAUCAUCAUGUUGGUAGAAGAAAGAAUACAGUUAAAUGGGGCAAGAAUUACAAUGGCAUGACUUGGGAACAAAGGCGCAAACGCCAAAUGGCUUGUUGGGAAGUUGGCAAUUGAUGCCGAAACAGCAAGGCAUGGUGGCACAAGUGGUGGAGGAGCAGCAUUUGCACUCCAAGCACAGCUCCAAUGGCGUCAUCAGCUUUCUCCUCCAUACUCUAUACUCCAUCCCCAUCUCCACUGGCCACAUUUCUUCUGCAUUUAGCCCCGUCCCGUCUCCUACACAUGACCCCAGAUGA